GUGGCCAUCAGCAAGCUCGGCCGAGAGCAACGAUGGCAGGAAGCCCUCAGCACCUUCGAGGGCCUCAAAGUUGUGAAGCUGGAGCCCGACACCAUUCUCCGGAAUGCAGUCCUAUCGGCUGCCGAGAAGGCCUCGAAGUGGAUACAGGUCUUGGAGCUCUUCCGAUCUGGCAGAGGCGAUGGCUACCCUGCAGAUGCUUACACCUUUACCUGCUGUCUCGGCGCACUGGGAAAAGCCUCGGGAUGGGAGGCAGCUCUGCAGAUGUUUGCGGAGAUGAGGCACGGCGGUCCGGCACCCAGCGUUGUCACCUGCAACGCGGCCUUGGCUGCUUUGGGCAAAGGCCAACGCUGGGACUGGGCAGCAGAGCUUCUCCAACAAAUGAGGUCGGGAGUGGCCGGUCUUCCCUCUGCCGACACGGUGUCCUUCAACACGGCCGCAGCCGCCAUGAUCGAAGCCGGUCGCUGGCGAAGCGCGGUAGAGCUUUGCACGCUUCUUCAGCUCGAAGGCUUGCAAACAGAUCCCGUGACCCACAACAUUCUCGUUAGCAGCUGCAAGCCCGAUGGACGAUGGGAAGCUGCCCUGUGGUUGCUUUCAACCCGAAGGCCACAGGUUGAAAGCGUGACUGCGGCAAUCGACACGAUGGCCGCCUGCAGUCUCUGGGAGCGCGCCCUCUCGCUCUUGUGCAACAUGCCUCCCGGACUGAGGCCGAAUGUGAUGACAUUUGGGGCAGCCAUGAACGCCCUGGCGCGAGGAGCGGCGUGGCUUUGCGCUGUCCAGCUCCUCCGGGUCAUGGACGAGCAAAAAGUCAGCCGGAACUCCGUAGUGUGCUCGUGCGCCAUCGCCGCAUGCGAUGAAGCGGAGGAGUGGCAGCAGUCGCUGGCCAUGUUAGUGGAGAUGCUUCAGGUAGGGCCGCGCCCCAAUCUGAUCGCCUUCAACUCGGCGAUCGUCGCUUGUGCCCAUGGUCGCCAGUGGUAUGCGGCUGUCCAGCUUUUCCGAAAGCUCCGGAGCAGUUGCGAGCCGGACGUCGUAUCCGUCAGCUCCGUCUUGUCGGCCUUUGAACUUUCACAGCGGUGGGCGAAGGCCCUCGGCUUCCUUCUUCAGCUUGGAUCGCUUGGCCUCGAGUUGGCGGCUUCCGCGCGGACGGCGGUCUUCGGCAUCUGCGGUGACCGUUGGGAGCAGGCAUUGACCGCGUGCCCGCCAAUAGCAGCGGAAUGGAGCUUGGCAGAGCGCAAUGCUGCAAUAACCGCCUUGGGGGAGGCUCACUCGUGGGCCAGGUCCACAGAACUCCUGACCUCGCUGCUCCAGUGCGGCCGAUCCCCGGAUUCGGUGACCCUGGGCGCCAUGGUGUCCAUCUGCGCGCGAGCCGAGGAGUGGCCCUGUGCAUUGGCGAUCUUCGAUGCGCUCCCGCGGCUGCGGGCAGCGGUUGAUCUUGUCUGCUCCAACGCAGCCGCCUCAGCACCAAAGAAACGCUGCUGGCAGCAAACACUGUCGCUGCUCCAAAGCCUCCCUUUGCGCCGGCUCCGCAGCGACAUAAUCUCUGCCAAUGCUGGUCUGGGAGCUUGGGCCACGGUCUCCUGUUGGCAACAAGGCGUGAACCUGGUGGAACACCCUCGCGGCAGCUUGUGCGCAAGCAUCACAGUGGCAGCUUUGCUGCUGGCUUUACUUCAGGUCUAG
This is a messenger RNA of Symbiodinium sp. CCMP2456, 1674 nucleotides long. Lineage: Eukaryota; Dinophyceae; Suessiales; Symbiodiniaceae. The record is from the annotation of a GenBank genome assembly.